Salvia hispanica is the source of this 2112-nucleotide messenger RNA. NCBI's taxonomy places the organism in Eukaryota, Viridiplantae, Streptophyta, Magnoliopsida, Lamiales, Lamiaceae. The record is from RefSeq and is a predicted model, not a curated record.
AUGGAGGCACGAGUGGGGGCUACCAAGGCUUGGAGAGGGUGGAAGCCGCCGUCGGAGGAAGUUCCUGGACGGCCGCGCUUUCUCCUUGAUGCGGGGAAACAUCUCUCCUGCAAUCAUACCGCCAUUUUCUCGCAUAAGCUGACUGCAUUGUCAUCCUCUCCCUCUAUUCUCGCGCAUGGUCAGCCCAACAGGAUCUCCUCUCGCCCGGCUUGGGGUCUCCUCCUCUUCCUCGAGCUCUUCCUCGGGGUCUCACUACUCACCAAGUCCAGAGGCCUGGGGAGCGGGCGGGGGAGAUUUCCCGACCGAGACGUAGCCUCUCGAGAUUUCUUGGCCGAGUGGACGACAGCUUGUCUUUCCUUCCUCUUGUGCCCCCGCCACUCCACGCCCUUCCGCGGCGGCCUACCUCAUCUUCGCAGUCGAGUCUCUCCUCCUCGCAUGCUCGUCGCCCCCGUCGAACUCGAUCCCUUCGUCUCUGUCAUCCUCAUCGACCUGUCCAAGAAGCUUCGCCGUACCAUCUCCUUGACGCUCGCAGACGGGCCGAUCACGUAUUUCAGCAAUUCGUACGUGCUUGGAUUGACUGUAGUUGCUGGUAUCGGCGGUCUGCUUUUCGGCUAUGAUACUGGAGUUAUAUCGGGAGCACUUCUAUAUAUCCGUGAUGAAUUUGAGGAAGUCGAUCAAAGUAGCUUUUUACAGGAAACAAUCGUCAGCAUGGCUUUGGUCGGUGCCAUGAUUGGAGCUGCAGUAGGGGGUUGGUUUAGUGAUGCUUUUGGGCGUAAGAAAGCUACUCUGUCCGCUGAUGUUGUAUUCGCACUUGGAGCCAUUGUCAUGGCCGCAGCUCCAAACCCCUACGUUCUUAUCGUUGGAAGGUUCCUUGUUGGCCUGGGAGUAGGUAUUGCAUCAAUCACUGCUCCUGUAUAUAUUGCAGAGGCCGCUCCUUCAGAAAUUAGGGGUGGCCUAGUGAGCACAAAUGUCCUCAUGAUUACUGGUGGACAGUUUCUCUCUUACCUUGUGAACCUUGCUUUUACUGAGGUUCCGGGUACAUGGCGGUGGAUGCUUGGGGUAUCUGGUUUGCCUGCUAUUAUCCAAUUCUUUCUUAUGUUAUUUUUGCCAGAGUCUCCACGCUGGCUUUACAUGAAGAAAGAGAAAUCUGACGCCGUUGCUGUGCUAUCAAAAAUCUAUGAUCCAUUUCGCUUGGAAGAGGAAAUUGAUCAGCUUGCUGCAGCGCUUGAAGAAGAGGGCCAGCGGAAGACUCGAGUCAGUUACUUUGAUGUCAUCAGAAUAAAGCCGCUAAGACUUGCCUUUUUAGCUGGAGCUGGAAUGCAGGCAUUCCAACAGUUCACCGGCAUCAACACAGUGAUGUAUUACAGCCCAACUAUAGUUCAAAUGGCUGGAUUCCAGUCCAACCAACUAGCACUCCUCCUAUCCCUCAUUGUAGCAUUCAUGAACGCCCUGGGUACAGUACUCGGGAUAUACCUCAUCGAUCAUUUUGGUCGUAAGAAGCUGGCACUCAGCAGUUUGUUUGGAGUAACCAUAUCCCUCAUAAUCCUCGCUAUGGCAUUUCUCCUCCAACCGUCUGAUUCUGUCACCGGUGUCUAUGGUUGGCUCGCGGUUUUAGGUUUGGCUCUUUAUAUAGCUUUCUUUGCACCGGGGAUGGGUCCAGUUCCAUGGACCGUGAACUCGGAAAUAUAUCCAGAAGCCUAUCGAGGACUCUGUGGAGGCAUGUCAGCUACUGUGAACUGGAUAUCAAAUCUCAUUGUAGCUCAAAGUUUCCUGUCGAUAGCAGAGGCCACAGGCGUCGGCCCGACUUUCUUGAUCCUUGCUGGCAUAGCUGUGGCCGCAUUCAUAUUUGUGGCUGUUUUCAUUCCGGAGACAAAGGGUUUAUCGUUUGAAGAAGUGGAGAGAAUAUGGCAGGAGAGGGCUAAGGGGAAUCGAGGUGUAGGUGAUGUUCCUGAUAAGAGAGAACCUUUGCUAUAGAUUCGAGUGAAGCCAGAUUGUUGUGUGCUAUCAAAAUUGUAAGGAUAAUAAUUUGUUGGACAAUUAUUGUCCAUUGUGUGUAAUAAUAAUGUAAUUAAUGUAUACGUUGAAUGUAAAUGGAUGACUUAUUGAUUUGAA